AUGGCUUCCGCCCGUGCUAGAAAGUCAGCUGCGGCUGAAGCACCCAAGAAAGCAAUGAAAGAGUCAAAGACAAAACAGUCUGCGGCACCCAAAAAACCUGCACCGGCCAACAAGACAUCUCCCAAGACUACAAAGACCGUUGCGGCACCUGCAAAGGCUUCCAAGAAACGCAAGGCCGAGGACGAUGUAGAGGAAGAGCCCAAAGUCAACGGAGUGAAGAGAGUGAAGGCCAAGUCUGCCACACCGGUCGCUGAGGCACCAAAAAAGAAGAUCGCCACGGCGAAAACCACAACCGCAAAGGCCAAAGCAAAGGCUCAGAUCAAUCAUGCUCCUUCUGAGAAAUUGAAUGUCUUUGUUUUUGGUGAGGGUUCCUCUGGAGAGCUCGGCUUGGGAAGUGCAAAAGGCCAGGUCGAGGUGAAGAGACCGCGUUACAAUCCCAAUCUUGCACCAGAAAAUGUUGGAGUCGUUGCUCUAUCGGUCGGUGGAAUGCACACUGCUGCUCUCACACACGACAGCAAGAUCUAUACGUGGGGUGUCAAUGAUCAAGGCGCCUUGGGUCGAGAUACAACUUGGGAAGGUGGAUUACGAGACAUGGACGACAACGAUGAUGACAGUGACAGUGAUUCGGACAGUGGCUCUGAGACUGCCAUCAAUCCCAAAGAAUCUACACCUGGCGAAGUCGAUGUGUCGGCACUUCCACACGGGAUCACCUUCACUCAGGUCGCUUGCACCGACAGUGCAACCUUUGCACUUACAAGUGAGGGAGAUGUCUACGGCUGGGGCACUUUCCGCUCGAACGAAGGUAUCUUUGGUUUUGACCCUCAGACUCUCGUGCAGUCACGCCCCAAGUUGAUCAAGGGAGUCAGCAAGAUCACCAAACUCGCCACCGGCGCAAAUCACGUUCUGGCUCUGCAAUCAAAUGGUGUUGUUUAUGGUUGGGGAGCAGGUCAACAGGACCAACUUGGUCGUCGUAUUUUGGAAAGAAGAGCAUCAAACAGCUUGAUCCCCAUGCCUAUCGGUCUACCCAAGAAUAUCACUGACCUUGGCGCUGGCUCCUACAAUUCGUUCGCAAUCAGAGCAAACGGAGAUGUCUACUCCUGGGGUCUCAACAACUUUGGCCAGACUGGUAUUCCCAAGGAAUUUGACGAGACUGGAGCUAGCAUCGGCUCUGAUGUCCAUCACCCCAUCGUCAUCGAAAGCCUUCACGGCAAGGGCAAAGUCAUCUGCAUUCAAGGCGGCGCUCAUCACACCGUCGCUGUCACUGACAGAGGCGAACUUCUAACCUGGGGACGAUUGGACGGUUGUCAGACUGGUCUCAAAGUCUCAGAACUCCCUCAAGAUGACGUCGUUCGUGACUCGGCUGGGCACCCCCGUAUCUUGACCGUUCCUACCCAGAUUCCCAACAUCCACGCCGUGUUCGCUUGCGCUGCCUCGGAUCACUGCAUUGCCAUUGACAAGAACGGCAAGGCUUACUCAUGGGGUUUCAGCACGACUUACCAGACCGGUCUCGGUACCGAUGACGAUGUCGAGACAGCUACGAUGAUUGACAAUACUGCCGUGAGAGACAAGAAGUUGGUCUGGGCAGGCGCAGGAGGUCAGUUCAGUGUCGUGGCGGGUGUUCCGGCUCCGAUGGUCAAUGGUGUCAAUGGUGUCAAUGGUCAUGCUUGA
Exophiala oligosperma is the source of this 1668-nucleotide messenger RNA. RefSeq lists its product as uncharacterized. Gene Ontology annotation, cellular component: cytoplasm. The coding region runs from base 1 to 1668 and encodes 555 amino acids. The transcript has a single exon. Gene Ontology annotation, molecular function: guanyl-nucleotide exchange factor activity. NCBI's taxonomy places the organism in Eukaryota, Fungi, Ascomycota, Eurotiomycetes, Chaetothyriales, Herpotrichiellaceae. The record is from RefSeq and is a predicted model, not a curated record.